This is a messenger RNA of Nezara viridula (southern green stink bug), 1119 nucleotides long. NCBI's taxonomy places the organism in Eukaryota, Metazoa, Arthropoda, Insecta, Hemiptera, Pentatomidae. The record is from the annotation of a GenBank genome assembly.
CUUAAUCAAUCUGUAUUCCUUGUUUACUUAAAAAUACUUUAAAUUUUUUUUAGAAUGGAAAACAUUCUUAGAAUCAGACGUAGGCUUUUUCGGAAUACUGUAUUUCUUCAUUAUUCACUUGUUGGAGGAGUGUGCUCUUCCAUAGGCAGUAUGUUUGGCAAACUUUCAAGUUCAAUCGAGGGGAUUUUCCUGAUGACUGUUCUGUUUCUUGUCUUGAUGGUUACAUUUAAUACAAUGGGUAUGCUAUUCUUUGCGAAAGGACUUCAUGUUGCUCCCUCUUCUAUUCAUGCAACAUUGAUUAGUUGUGCUUCAAAUUAUGUUUCUACUGCAAUCAUCGGUUCACUUUUGUUUGGAGAAAAGCCCUCAUUUAUUUGGUGGUUUGGUACAUCAUUUGUUAUUGCUGGGAUAGUCAUCACAAGUUAUUCUCAACAAGAAUCUCGUAAAGGAGUGGAUUAAAGGAUAUUUUAAGCUGAUAAAUUUAAAGUUUAAAAUUUUUCUUGAAAUGUACAAGAAUUGUUAUGAUAUUAAGCAAGAAUUAUGGUUACAUCAUAAUAACUUACAUUCCUUGCUAAAUGUUUUUAUAACCGUUGAUGCCCUAUGUGCAGCAGUGGUUAAAAAAUAUGAUUUAAUAUAAAUGUUAUUUAACAUAAAGUUGUUAUUUAUGUUAUAUAUCAAAUUAAUACCUUUGAACAACUCAUCAAUGGGUAUGAGAGACUGAUCUAAAAAGUCUACCUGAUCUGAAGGAAAACAAUGUGGGGCGCCUGCGUCAAGAAACUAAUGUCUUAGAUCAUAUAGGCAUUAAAAAUCUUAUUAUGUGACAAAUAUUAUUAGAUGGUCUUUUAAGUACUAAUCUUAACCUAUUUGAAUAUUUCUACAUGUUGGAAUAUCUUAAAACUAAAAUCAUGUUCUACACUAUUUCCUAUUAAGGUGUUAAUGUACAGAAAUGUUUUUAUGAACUAUUGUCGUAUUUGUUUAAACAAGACUUCUUUUAUGACAAAUUAUUGAUACUGCAAUGAUCUAUAGCAACAAUAACAGUGUUUAUUCCUAAGAUAUCACAUCGAAAGAUAAAAUUAGAAUAUGGAAAAGACUAAUUAGAAUAGUUGAAAAAGUGACUGCCAG